Molecule: messenger RNA, 1958 nt
Organism: Oncorhynchus masou masou (cherry salmon)
Lineage: Eukaryota; Metazoa; Chordata; Actinopteri; Salmoniformes; Salmonidae
Product: zinc finger protein 239-like
Exons: 2
Coding region: 36-1160 (374 amino acids)
Source: RefSeq, a predicted model, not a curated record
GUCAUGCCUCUCCCGGUAGCACCUUACUGCUGGGUAUGAAGAGGUUGUCUGUGCUGCUGGUGGACUGCAGGAAAACAACAGGGCUGAGUGGAACUGUGAGAGGAGGAGAUGAGAUGAAAGGAUCAGAUUUGACUCAUCAAAGAGAAAGACCAGACUCAGAGGAACCAGAGCCAGGGACGUCCAAACCAGCAAGACGACACCAGUGCUCCCACUGUGGAAAGACUUGGAAACAGAAAGCACACCUGAAAGCUCAUGAGAGAAUACACACAGGGGAGAAGCCUUACCACUGCUCCCAGUGUGGACAGUGUUUCAACCAGAAAGCACACCUGAAACAACACGAGAUAAUACACACAGGGGAGAAGCCUUACCACUGCUCCCAGUGUGGACAGUGUUUCAACCAGAAAGCACACCUGAUACACCACAAGAGACUACACACAGGGGAGAAGCCUUACCACUGCUCCCAAUGUGGAAAGUGUUUCAACCAGAGAGUACACCUGAAACGGCAUGAGAGAAUACACACAGGGGAGUUGCCUUACCAUUGCUCCCAGUGUGGAAAGGGUUUCAACCAGUCACGGGAGCUGAAGCAGCAUGAGAGAAUACACACAGGAGAGAAACCUUACCACUGCUCCCAGUGUGCAAAGAGUUUUACACGGUUAGAAGGCCUGAAAAUACAUGAGAGAAUACACACAGGGGAGAAGCCUUACCACUGCUCCCAGUGUGGCAUGUGUUUCAACCACGCAGGGACGCUGAAGCGACAUAAGAGAAUACAUACAGGGGAGAAGCCUUACCACUGCUCCCAGUGUGGAAAGGCUUUCAACCAGUCACAGGAGCUGAAGCAGCAUGAAAGAGUACAUACAGGAGAGAAGCCUUACCACUGCUCCCAAUGUGGAAAGGGUUGUAACCGGUUAUGGGACCUGAUACACCACGAGAGACUACACACAGGGGAGAAGCCUUACCACUGCUCCCAAUGUGGAAAGUGUUUUAACCAGAGAGGACACCUGAAACGGCAUGAGAGAAUACACACAGGGGAGUUGCCUUACCACUGCUCCCAGUGUGGAAAGUGUUUCAUCCAGUCAGGGGAGCUGAAACAACAUGAGAGAAUACACACUGGGCAGAAGCCUUACCACUCCUCCCAGGGUGCAAUGCUUUUGCCCAUUUAGGAAGCCUGAAAUGACACAUUAGACUGCACACAGAGGAGAAGGCUUAGAAAAGCUCAGACUGUGGGAAAACAUAUUACUCAUAACAGUCAUUUAAACGUCAUUAGAGAAUCCACACAGGAGAGAGAAAUUACUUCUCUCAAUUUGUAUAUUGACAUUUCACAUCACAUUGACUUAAAAUUCAUCAGAGAACAUACACAGUGCUCCCGUUGUCUUAUAUUGUUGACUGACCAUGUGUUUACCUGUCUUUACUAGAUGAAAUCAAAUGGUACAGGGUGUACUCAAACAUAUAUUUGUUUGUUUUUAUUAGAAAACAUGAAUUGAAUAUGGAGUCUGUCAGUUUGAAUAUAAAGAAGAUCAGGUUCCUUCUUUUAAAUUGUCCUUUUUUAAAACUCUUUGUGUGUUUAUCUGGGUGUCAUUCCUCCAGCACUACAGAUAAUCAAGUGAUAUUUGGAUGUGAUGCAUUAGUUCCAUUGUUGACAUUUGCAUUGUUGGCCCACUGAUGAUUUAAUGAAAUGAAAAUGUUCAGACUCUGUAAUGGAAAAUGUUAAUUGUUUGUGUGUCCACAUAACUGAGUAUGUGACUAACCUUGUGAAACUGUCCUAUUAUAAGCUCCUGUUCUUGGGAGGAUCAUCCUGUGUUGCAGACCAGCUGCACCUGUGUCCUUGUAUGAAUAAAGUCCCUCCCAGGAACAGGAAACUAUAAAGAUAUGUGCUCAUCACUCAAUGCUUCAGGAAUUCAGACUGUCUACACUGCACUGUGUAACUCUGUUAUUCUCUCUGAGCUCAGAAAUAAAGAAUC